UCUCUCUCUCUCUCUCUUCCAGCAGCGUGGAUGUAAAGUGGGAAAGAGAACUGACUGCCUGCACUCAUUUUAUGUGAUGGAUGGAAUUACAGGCUCCCUGGACUGGAAAACUGUCACUCUGCAAUAAUCUCAAAGGGUUGUGGCAUCUGGAAUAUUGCACCUGAGAAGUAUUUUGACCACUUUGGCGGAAUUUAAAGACAACAAAAAGUAUUCUUUAUUCAGCUGCAGUAAUUUCCCCAUCAUGAAGACGUCUCUUCCUUUCCCGGGCUUGGUUAGAGUGGCGAGCUUGUUGCUGUGUUUGAGCCAAACCGUCCUGGCCAUGGUCCUCACCAACUCCACACAACUCGAGUCCAUUCUGGACCAGUACAGGGACAAGGAUGAGGAGUGGUGGAAGGCCAGGUCGAGAGGGAAGAGGGCGAUCAGCGAGGGAGAUAUGCACCUUAUCUUGGACUUGCACAACAAGCUGCGGGGUCAGGUCCAUCCUCCUGCCUCUAACAUGGAGUACAUGGUUUGGGAUUAUGAGUUAGAGAGGAGCGCAGAGCACUGGGCACAUACCUGUCGAUGGGAACAUGGACCGAGCCACAUGUUGACGCAAAUAGGCCAAAACCUUGGAGCCCACUGGGGCAGAGACCGCCCCCCUACCUACCAUGUCCAGGCCUGGUAUGAUGAGGUGAGAUACUACAGCUAUCCCUACUCCCAGGAGUGUAACCCACACUGCCCAUUCAGAUGUUCAGGACCUGUUUGCACUCACUACACUCAGUUGGUGUGGGCGACUAGCAAUCGUAUCGGCUGUGCCAUCAAUGUGUGUUACAACAUGAACGUGUGGGGAAUGAUCUGGGCUAAAGCUGUCUAUCUGGUCUGCAACUACUCCCCACCGGGCAACUGGUGGGGUCACGCUCCAUACAAAUAUGGAACUCCCUGCUCUGCCUGUCCAGCGAGCUAUGGUGGAGGCUGCAGGGAUAAUCUCUGCUACAAAGAUGGGGGUGUUGACAGGCGUCCGGCUCCUGAGAUUGAGGAGACCAACUACAUUGAACCUGAACCGGAACCAGUGAGGGACAGGGAGCCCCAACCCAGGGCCCAGAUGCCAAACCCCUCACCUAAUGACAAUCUAGAGAGAAACCAGGUUGUCAGCACAGAGCAGAUGUGUCAACAGCUUGACUGUGAGACUAAGCUGAGGGAUCAGUGCAAGGGGACGACCUGUAACAGAUAUGAGUGUCCACCUGGCUGCCGCGACAGGCCUGGAAAAGUAGUUGGGACUGGAUAUUAUGACAUGCAAUCUAGUGUGUGUGGAGCUGGGUUACACUCUGGUGUUAUUGACAAUGAUGGAGGGUGGCUGGAUGUGACCAGACUGGGCAGAAAGCAACAUUUCACCAAGUCAUACAAGAAUGGUAUUCAGUCGAUUGGGAAAAACAGAAGUGCCAAUUCCUUCAAAGUAGAGUCGGUGCCUGUCAAGGCAGUGACAUGUGAAACAACCGUUGCACUUUUCUGCCCUUUCAAGAAACCAGUACGACACUGCCCCAGGUUGUAUUGUCCCAGGAACUGUCUGCGUGACAGUCGAGCCCGAGUCAUUGGGACGAAAUACUACUCAGAUAAAUCCAGUAUUUGCCAAGCAGCCAUUCAUGCAGGAGUAAUCCAGACUGAGUCAGGAGGGUACCUCGAUGUAAUGCCUGUAGACAGAAGGAAGCAGUACAGUGGCAGUUACCAGAAUGGGAUCACCUCAGAGAGCCUAGUGAACCCAACAGGUGGAAAAGCCUUCAGAGUGUUUGCAGUCAUCUGAAAAACCACUCUCAAAGGACAGAACACCAUCAUACAUGGCCACUUCACAUCCAGCAAACCUACUCAUUAUCAUCUUACAACCCGUAAUCACAUUCAUUCCUACAGUCGAUAAUUCAGCUUUUCAGCUUCUGACACUGACACAGUGUAACAUGGCUUUACUCAAGGCUUCCCCUCUAAAUUUGGUCAUGAGUGAACCAGUGUCCAAUAAUAGCUUAGCAAAGGAUGUUUGGCAAAUGAUGAUCCUACAUGUCUUUUGCCUUACGUCUUUGCUAAAUUUAUAAAGCUGACCAUAAUAAUCACAUUGGACUACCAUGAUAUCAUGAUGCGUUUUUUUAACAGUGUUUCUUAAGGUUGAAUACACACCACCAGAUUUAGCACCACUCCAAAUGCUUCCCACAGUUUCAGAUCAUGAAGGUUAAAAUGUAACAUCAGAGGUUCUACCAAAGUAAUUUUAGAUGUAUGCCUCAGCUCUAUGUAGACAUACACCGGGUAAAUAAUGGGGCAGACAGAUGCAGAGUCAUAAAAUCUGUUCAGACAUUUUGCGGGAACAAGAUUAGACACUAUUUAGUCAGGCCAUCUGUGCUGAAAUUAACUCCCUGGGCGUUUGUUUUCAUCAUACUUGCCCAAAAUACAAUCUUGUAUAUUUCUAUGGAGGACCAAACCAGACAAAUGAUUAAAUCACAAAUAAAUAGAUAUGAUAUAAUGAAUAAUUUUGGGGCAAAAUUAAAUACAGCAGAUAAAUAAAUUCAUAAAUAUGAAUAAAUUAAUCUCAACUGGUUUAAUCUAGAUUGUACUUUCAAAUUAUAAUUUUUUUUGUAUGUGCAGAAUUUCUCUUUUUAUCAGUGGAAUUUAUCAUUUUAAUUUACCUGGAUUGUUUUUAACGUGUGGGACCUGGGUUAUUUGAUAUAUAGUAUUUAAAAUGAUAUAUUUUCCCUUAAGUGUAUAAACUAGGCUUCAAAAUGUCCAUAUUCUUGUUUGGAUAUUUAUAUGUAAUCACUAUAUUGAUAUUAAAGUUAUACUUUGCUGAUUUUCAACCACUUCUGUGUCACCGUGGUGUUGAAAGUGUGGCAAAAGAACAGUGUUACGGCGCUCCCUGUGCCACCAGCACCCUGAGCUCCCCGCCCACCCACCAGCAGUCAUUGACGAUGUGAAAUGAUACAUAAUGCAUCAUCAGGCAGAUUUUUGGUUUCUGGUGGGGAGUUACUGGCACUUUUGGCACAGGGGUAAACCAAAUACCAUUCAUCUGCAAGUGACUCCCACACCAUGGCGGCAUAGACUUGUUGAAAAUCAACAAAGCAUCCCUUUAAGGUAUGGUUAUGGUCAGGUAAAUAAAAUAUGGGGUCAAAGGUAGAGAAAUAUAAAGUUAUCUUCCUUGUGUACUUCUUUCAGUACAGUUAUAGUUAUUUAAAAAAAAAAUAAAAAAGUGUUUUUGUCACAGUGGUAAUAUACUUUAUAGCAACAAUGCAGGCAGUAAAACUCAGAUUGUAUAUUUUUGUACAUAAUAACGCUGUAAAUAAUAUUGAACCCUUUGCUAUGAAAUGCUCACUGCUGUUGCCUUUUCAUUAAUAUCUCUAACACACUGCCAGCCAUUCAAAGUCAAACAAGCAGCAAGCGGUAGAUGCUGAAACUGAUUCUGCAUGCAUAACAUGUAUUUGUCACUCAAGCUUUUAUUUUUUAUAAAGGACAAACAAUACUUUUAGUAUAUUCAUAUGUUUGUAAAUACUGUGUAUGUAACAUAUUGUUUUAUUCUAUGCUGCAUUUCCCAGCUUUUGUUUAUAGAUUUAUAUAAAUGGACCCUGGCUGGCCAGGAAUGUG
Molecule: messenger RNA, 3591 nt
Organism: Epinephelus lanceolatus (giant grouper)
Lineage: Eukaryota; Metazoa; Chordata; Actinopteri; Perciformes; Serranidae
Gene: crispld1b
Product: cysteine-rich secretory protein LCCL domain containing 1b
Cellular component (GO): extracellular region
Source: RefSeq, a predicted model, not a curated record